GAAAUGUAUUAGCUGAAUUGAGGGCUAUAAUGUUAAUGUUAAUGUAAAAUAUGUUGGGGCAGGUGAACAAGAUUAAAUGGUAUUCAGAACAUGUGCGUGAGAGCCAAUACUUGCUUCAAAUUGUAAAAUGGAGAAAUACAGAAUGCUGUCGUCCAAGAAGUGGCCUAUUUAGAUUACAAUAGGUUUCUUC
Acanthoscelides obtectus is the source of this 190-nucleotide messenger RNA. Lineage: Eukaryota; Metazoa; Arthropoda; Insecta; Coleoptera; Chrysomelidae. The record is from the annotation of a GenBank genome assembly.